This is a messenger RNA of Clupea harengus (Atlantic herring), 458 nucleotides long. Its product is annotated as 5-hydroxytryptamine receptor 3A-like. The transcript has 3 exons. Lineage: Eukaryota; Metazoa; Chordata; Actinopteri; Clupeiformes; Clupeidae. The record is from RefSeq and is a predicted model, not a curated record. Bases 1 to 417 code for a protein of 138 amino acids.
AUGGUGAUCAGCCUGCUGGAGACGGUCGUCAUCACCAACGUGCUCCACACCAACUCCACGAAGUACCGCGACGUGCCGCACUGGGUGGCCGAGGAAAUCACUUCUGUGGUCCAGGAGAAGCCGGACAACUCGGGGACCCGUGCCAUCCAGCCACCCGCCCAAUCAACACCGGCGCACCAAAGCCGAAACAUGUCUGGAGUGCUGCCGCUGGCUGUGCCGGAGCUCACUCAGAUCUGCCAGGACGUGAACGUGAUCCGCUCGCACAUCUCCGACCUGCAGAAGGCGAGCGAGAUGAUGGACCAAUGGUGCCACGUGGGGUACAUCCUGGACUUCCUGCUCUUCCGCAUCUACCUGAUGCUCAUCACCUGCUAUGCGGUAGUCAUCAUCUGCAUGUGGUGCAUAUGGAUCUACCAGUGACACAACACAACACACACCGCCUGGCACACACUCAUCUGAUG